Suillus bovinus is the source of this 654-nucleotide messenger RNA. RefSeq lists its product as uncharacterized. The coding region runs from base 1 to 654 and encodes 217 amino acids. Lineage: Eukaryota; Fungi; Basidiomycota; Agaricomycetes; Boletales; Suillaceae. The transcript has 2 exons. The record is from RefSeq and is a predicted model, not a curated record.
AUGUCCCUUGUCAUCUGGAUCGCUGUUUUUAAGAUUCUCAUCCACUUUCUAUACAUCUAUGUCGAUAACUCUUUCUCUUUCAAAGAUAAGUGCAGUCUUGAGCUUUACACUUCAUACAAGAAACUUCUUCCUUCAAAUAUAGUCAAACUUCUUUGUCUUUGGGAUGCCAUAGGAUUGCUGCAUGAAGAGAAAAAGCAAAUCUUUGGUUUAGAGCUUCCCAUCAUUGGAUGUGUUGAUCUGGUGUAUUGGUUUCCUAGCCUCAACACCAGGUUUCAGUUGCCCUUAUCUGGGUCAGCACCAUCUGGAACAAUUUUCUAUUUUGAAGCCUUAUCCAUUACUGCUGCUUUGCUUGAAUCUGUUGUACAUUUAAGCAUUGGUCAACAAAUUGCCAUUUUCACAGACAAACUUAAUUCUGUAUCUAUGUUCAAAUCUCUUGCAGCACUUCUGCCUUACAACUGGCUUCUCAUGGCUUCAGUAGAUGCAAUCAUAGCAGCACAACUCAACUUUUGGGUGUUCUUUAUUCCUGGAGUCAACAAUGUUGUAGCAGACCACUUAUCACAUUGGAAAAAUGCAGAGGCUCAAUUGGCAUUGCUGGAAUUGGCCAUUCAUCCAUUUAUACCCCCUUGGAAUGCACUGGGGGUGGGCAAGAAAUGA